UGUACCGGAUUCAUUGAACAAGUAAUUAAAAUAUUGGAAGAGGUUGGAACUUUAUCGGAAAAUAAUAGAGAUCAAUUAAUUGAAACUAAAGAAUAUAAUGAUUGUAGUACCUUGAUUUUUGAAAUUGAAUAUUAUUUCAAAAAACUUGAUCAAGUAAAUUCAAAUCAAUUCGUAGUUAAGGAAUCUCUCAAGAAAUUCGUUCUUAAUUUGGAGAUUGUUGUUAAUGCUAUCCAGAGAGCCUCUGAACAUUUGAAACCAAAGAAAGUAAGUAAAUGGAGUCCUUCUAUCGUUUCGAAAAUAAAAACGAUUGGAAAAUUGAUGGUUAUGAAAAAGGAAUCAGAUCGAAUUAAAGAUGAUAGCGAUUUCGCUCCUCUUAUGCAUGAGGAGGAACAUGUAAUUCAACAAGGAUUAAAUAUUCCGACCAGUGAAGUAGAAGAUCCGUCAAAUAUCCCGACAAGUGUGGAAGAUCCAUUGAACGUUCCGACAAGUGUGGAAGAUCCAAUAGAAGUUCCAGUAAUUGUGGAAGAUCCAUUGAAAGUUCCGACGAGCGAGAAAGAAGAUCCAAUUGAACCUAUAAUUCAACGAGAAGUAAUUUUUACGGAAAGUUUAAUUAGGGAAGACGAAAGUCCAAAUGAACCUAUCAUUCAACAAGAUAUCAUUAUGCCGACAGGUUUCAUUAAACAAGAAUUGAUCAUUUCAACAGGUCUCAAUCGUGGGGGCAAUAAUGAAGGAAUGUUUUUUAAUAAUAAAGUUUCCGAGAAAUGUAUUGGAAUCAUUCCAAGAGAUGAUAUCAAAUUCACUAAAUUUCAAAAUGAAAUGUCAUAUCUCAUGAAAUUAUCAUGUGGUUGUAACAAUAUUCUCUCGGUAAAAGGAUUUACUGAACGUUCGAUUAUGGAUAAUCCUUCCAUUUUGAUUUAUAUUGUGAAUUACUUGAUAAGUUCUUUAUUCCUUAAAUUAACUUAUAGAAAUAAGUAUGCAACAAUGUUGGUUACCGAAUGGGCGGAAUUUAAUCUUCCAGAUUAUUUAGAAAAAAAUGACCUAGAUUGGAGUGCUAAACUUUCUAUCGCUCGUGGAAUUGCCAAUGCGUUGAAUCAUAUUCACAAUUUAAACUUACUUCAUUACAACGUUAAAAGUGAUAGCGUCUUAUUGGAUCAUAAUCUUGAACCAAAACUUCAUAAAUUUGGUAUGGAUGCAAAAGAUUGCGUCUUUUUAAAAUCAGCAAGAUCAUUAAAAUCUUCAAAUUGGUCAGCUCCUGAAGUUAAACGAGGGGGAAAAUACACUUCAGCAAGUGAGGUUUAUAGCUUUGGAGUUAUUCUUUGGGAGAUUGCCACACAAGAAUGUCUAUCAGGAAAUAAAUCUAUCGAUAAAAGAGAUAUUGAUGAUGCGCCAACAAAUUAUCUGACCCUCAUGAAAAGCGCUUUGGAUCAAGAGCCUCAAAAUCGUCCAACUAUGCAAGAGAUGUUUGAUUCUCUGAGUCAAUUUGAGUCUUUUUAUAGUGCCCGUCAACAAAAACAACAAAAUCUUUCGAUAAGAAAUAUUAUAAAUAUAUUACAUACGAAUUCUGUUGUUUCUAGCUCAUCUGAGGAUCAUCUCACUAUUGUAACAUCACGUGCAAACUCACCGGCACCUUCAAUAUCAGAUCACGAAUAUAUGUUCUUCACCAAUAAUGUCAAUACUACUUCAAAAGUUGAAAAUUCUACCGAUAUUGACGAAUUUACUGUUAGCGAAUCUACUUCAAGUAUUGAAAAAUCUUCCACCGUUAAUGUCAACGAUACUUCAAAUCUUGAAAAAUCAUCAAUAUUUACCAAUCAUGUAGUAGAAUCACCAAUUUCCACUAAAAAUGUCGACUGUAAUUCAGAUAAUGAAAAUUCAUCAACGUUUACGCACACCAAUGACGUCGACUACCAUUCAGAUACCGAAAUUUCAACUUUUACCAAUGACGUCGAUUAUCAUUCAGAUACCGAAAGUUCAACAAUUUUCACCAAGGAUGUUGAAAUAAAUGCUGAAAAUUCACUAACUUCCACCAAUGAUGUCGAUUAUCAUUCAGAUACCGAAAGUUCAACAAUUUUCAUCAAGGAUGUUGAAACAAAUGCUGAAAAGUCAACAACUUUUACAAAUGACGUCGAUUAUCAUUCAGAUACCGAAAAUUCAACCACCAUCACCAAUAAUGUCGAAACAAAUGCUGAAAAUUCCCCUACUUUCACCAAUAAUGUCGACCAUAAUUCAAAUAUUGAAAUAUUGCAAACUCUUACCAACGAUAUAAAAUCCACUUCAAAUAUUGAGAAAUCAUCAUCAACCAUUAUCCAUCAC
Messenger RNA from Funneliformis caledonium, 2310 nucleotides. The record is from the annotation of a GenBank genome assembly. Lineage: Eukaryota; Fungi; Glomeromycota; Glomeromycetes; Glomerales; Glomeraceae.